This is a messenger RNA of Guyanagaster necrorhizus, 479 nucleotides long. RefSeq lists its product as uncharacterized. The coding region runs from base 101 to 436 and encodes 111 amino acids. NCBI's taxonomy places the organism in Eukaryota, Fungi, Basidiomycota, Agaricomycetes, Agaricales, Physalacriaceae. The record is from RefSeq and is a predicted model, not a curated record. The transcript has a single exon.
GCUUGGCUGCAAAAGAUAUCUUCGGGUCAGCAUUCUUCAAAUCCAGAAUUUUAUGUACUCACGCCCAGGCAUUUCUGAAUAACGAAUAAAUGUCGCUCUCAUGGUAGGCGAUGGUCAAGUAAGUGUGCUGGUCGCACCCAUUGCGCCGUUCCGUCCCGGUUGGCUUUGGAUCAUAAUAGAGCCAAACAAUAGCGUUCAAACGUGGCCAAACGUCAUCUUGGUAUUUCUCAUACUUCCUCGACCAUACCUCGGUAAGUCUCUUUACUGUUGUUGGGGACAAAUACUGAGAAUUCUUCAGCAUAAAAUGAUGACCCAUCAGACAUUGUAUACGCUGGCGAACGCUCUGGGGAUACUGGCAAUGGCUACGGUCAUUGGCUAUCACGUCGUCGCAGUCAACUCGAAAUAUCUCUCCAAGAAUGCCCAGAGCAAGCUAUGAUUGGUUCGGCGAGUACGCUAAUAGGUGGGUAUCCUUCUGUAGU